Sesamum indicum (sesame) is the source of this 1076-nucleotide messenger RNA. RefSeq names its product abscisic acid receptor PYL2-like. NCBI's taxonomy places the organism in Eukaryota, Viridiplantae, Streptophyta, Magnoliopsida, Lamiales, Pedaliaceae. Gene Ontology annotation, cellular component: nucleus; cytoplasm. Gene Ontology annotation, molecular function: signaling receptor activity; protein phosphatase inhibitor activity; abscisic acid binding. The record is from RefSeq and is a predicted model, not a curated record. Gene Ontology annotation, biological process: abscisic acid-activated signaling pathway.
UCUAUUCCAGCUCUCUCUCUUUUCAGCUUGAAUCAAAAAUCAUAGCACCCCUUUUUCUCCAUAUCUAUCUUCUCUUUUCUUUUCUUUCCCCACCCCCCAAACCUCCGAAACCAAGAAUUACUACCUUUGCCUUUGGGGGGUGAUUUCUUGAAUCGAAAUGGAUGGCACAACUCAAAUCCCUCAAGGCCUGACGCCGGGAGAAUACGCGCAGCUGGAGCAUGUGAUACGCACUUACCACACCUUCGACGCAUUGCCCAACACAUGCACGUCGCUCAUCACCCAGCGCAUCGACGCCCCGGCUGCCGCCGUGUGGCCCCUCGUCCGCCGCUUCGACAACCCCCAGCGCUACAAGCACUUUAUCAAGAGCUGCCGCCUCACGGGCGACGGCGGCGUCGGCAGCAUCCGCGAGGUCACGGUUGUUUCCGGCCUCCCCGCCGCCACCUCCACCGAGAGACUGGAGAUUCUCGACGACGAGCGCCACAUAAUAAGCUUCCGCGUGGUGGGCGGCGAGCAUCGGCUGAACAAUUACCGGUCGGUGACUUCUGUGAACGAGUUCAAGAAUGAAUCAGGGAAGGUUUAUACGGUGGUGCUGGAGUCGUACAUCGUAGAUAUACCGGAGGGAAAUACGGGGGAGGAUACCAAGAUGUUUACGGAUACGGUGGUGAAGCUGAAUCUGCAGAAGCUAGGAGUAGUGGCAAUAGCAAAUUUGCAUGGGAACGAAUGAAAAAUGAUGAUGAAAUUUCUUGGGUGAUUGCUAUAUGAAUUGUGAACUCAGAAGGCCAACAGGCCGGCUACAAUAAAAAUGGUUCCUUCUUGUUUUGUGGGCCGGGGGUGGAUGCGCUUUUACUUACUGUUCAUUUGCUAUUCACACUCCAUUUUAAAUAUCUUUUCUUCAAUAAUGAUUGAUUUAGGUCAGACCUAAACUCCUCCAUCUUUUUCAUUAUUUGUACAAUAACACAAUUAUUUGGGUUGUUAGUUUAAAUUUAAUUUGUGGGCUCAAUGGACUAUAUAUCAACACUGUACAAAAGGAGGCUAUUCAAUGGCUUCCUCACCUACAAUAUCCAUUUCGAAUACUA